CAGUCAAGUUCUUCAGAACAAACAGUUUAGUUGUCAACAAAACCACAAAAAAAAAACAACACUUCAACAUGUUCAAAUUCUUCGCUUUGUGCCUGUUCGCCAUUGUUGCCUGUGUGGCUGCCAAGCCUGCUGUGGUGGCUGCCCCGCUGGCCUAUAGCGCCUACACCGCUGCACCACUGGCCUACAGCUCUCCCUAUACCGCUGCCUAUACCGCUGCCGCUGCUUAUCCCUACUCCGCUUAUCCCUAUGCUGCUGCCUACUCUGCUUAUCCUUAUGCUGCCUACUACCGUUAAGGAACACCACUGCAACACCACACGGACUUAAUUGCACCACAACUGGACCUUUAUGUAUUCUAAUUCUGGCUUUUCUCGCUCCAUUCAUCACAUCCUUAACUCGGCUUUUUGUUUCCUCAUUAACUUUUUGGUUUCGUAGUAUUGCUAUGCGAUGUUUCGGGGAGUUCUGCUGAAGGAAUGUUAUAAUAUAUUGUUUUUAAAUAAAUGCACUUUGCGUAAAUCGUAA
Molecule: messenger RNA, 519 nt
Organism: Drosophila innubila
Lineage: Eukaryota; Metazoa; Arthropoda; Insecta; Diptera; Drosophilidae
Exons: 2
Coding region: 69-293 (74 amino acids)
Source: RefSeq, a predicted model, not a curated record